CUGAAGUUCUCAAGAACGGCUGCCGACACAAUCAGUAUGGCCCAGACCGCCGCAGAGUGUAUGUCGGCAUGCAGUCACUCUAACCGUUCUAAGAUUACGAAGAUACUCUCGACGUGACGACCCCGAUCAUGGGUCCCAAAUCUGUGAUUUUCGGCGAAAGAACUAAUAGUGAUUUUAGUGACAUCAACGCCACGGUUGCCCUAGAGCGUCGUCUAGAAAUGAGUACUGAGUUUUUUCUAGUGCCUAGCAGCAGCACCCCUAGCACGACAACAGUUAGUUACAUAUCAAAAACUCCUUGUGCGGGAUGUCCCCUAGGGACUGACAAACUAGUGGGCAUAUUUAGAAAUGAAGUUUGGGUGAUUCCUGUGUUGGCCCUAUCCGCUAUAACUAUGAUACUUAUAUUGGGGUUUGAAGUGUUUGUUCUGUGCAAAGCGUGGCGAAGUACACCCAGUAGAAGGCACCUUUUCUUGGGACAGAUGCUCCUGUUAGGACUAUUUUCUUGUGCGGGACUUUCAGCUGUUUUCGCAGCUUCGCCUACGCAAUUGACAUGUGCCAUUGUUCGCUUUGGUACAGGGGUUGCUUAUGCUAUAGUUUUUGCUUCCCUUUUAGUGAAGUGCGUAUUUUUAAUUAGUUUAAAUGGAGGAGUGUACCUACCAGCCCCAUAUCAGGGACUUUUAUUACUGUUCGCUAUUUUGAUACAAGUAGCUAUAGGGGUUCAAUGGUUAGUGACGAAUCCACCGUUCGUAGAUGAUGUCGCCGUAGAAAUGGUAAUAAAUCAAAACAAACACAAACUUUUACUCACUGUCGAAGAUAUUAAUAACCCUGUUUUGAUAACGUUAUGUCGCACUCCUUACGCAGAUAUGCUUCUUUCACUAAUCUAUGUUGUUUUUCUCGUUAUUUUUGUGACUAUAUUAGCAGUGAAAUCGAGAGGCAUAAGAGACAAUUACCGCGAAGCUACUUAUAUCGGACUUUCUGUGGGGUGCAGUGUCCCCACUUGGUUGGUUUGGACCAUGAGCGGGUUUGUUGUUAACGAACGACAUAAAGAUGCAUGUAUUGCUUACGGACUGGUUAUAUCUUCUAUGAUUAUUUUUCUCAUUAUGUUUAUGCCGAAAGGCAGACAAUUGGCUGCCAUUGGCAAGGAGGGGGUCUAUGUGGAGGAUAGAGAAGAACGUUUCAGCACUUUGAGUCGAGCUGCAUCAGGAUACUCACCUUCUUUCUUUCAUUUUAAACCAAUCAAAUAUGGAUUGGGACAUUAUGGAACAUCAAAUAAGGAACAUAAUACUAUAACAACUUUAGGUGGAGGUGGAAUAUUUCUGCGACCCGAUGACGGAAAUGUAUAUACAACGCUAGAACCCACACUGAGCAGUAACCCGAACGUGUACUUUCAAAGAGGAAAUGGAAUGCAUCCUGGAAUGAUGUACUGAAUGAAAAAUCACGAUGACAAUGAAGACAAUCAGUAUCUGGUUACUUAGUAUUUAUCGCGCUUGAUAAUUAUUUAUUGAAUGGACUCUAGUGUGUGAAAGAAAAGGUCAAGAUAAAGACCGUUAUAUUACAAUUAACAGAAUUAUGUUAGAACUGUUCGCUGUACAUAGUUUAUUAUAACGUAAUUUUUAAAUAAUUAGUUUAAAUGUCUAAAUUGGAAUUAUUAGAUAGCUUACUUGACCAUACUGUAUUUUAUUUGUACUUAUAAGCAGAAGGUGGA
Molecule: messenger RNA, 1702 nt
Organism: Diabrotica balteata
Lineage: Eukaryota; Metazoa; Arthropoda; Insecta; Coleoptera; Chrysomelidae
Source: the annotation of a GenBank genome assembly